Messenger RNA from Lynx canadensis (Canada lynx), 1325 nucleotides. RefSeq names its product coiled-coil domain containing 163 (gene CCDC163). NCBI's taxonomy places the organism in Eukaryota, Metazoa, Chordata, Mammalia, Carnivora, Felidae. The transcript is spliced from 8 exons. The record is from RefSeq and is a predicted model, not a curated record.
GUCCGAGGUCGGACUUUUCCCGGCCUACAGGAGGGUUUGAACUGGGCAGUAGUCGCUGGCACAGGUUCGGAGUGAUGGUACCUGUGUCUUGGGUCUGGGAAGGUUUCGACCAAGAUUCGGCACUCUCAAUUCCCAUCUGAUAAUUGAGUAUCAAAGCAUCCCGCUUUUCCCCUAGAGUCCCCAAGCGCUGCUCUCCUGACCAGUCCCAGUUUGGCUUGAUAACUGCAUCCCUCCCUACCUUUAGUAUUACAUCCCCACUCCCCACUUUCGAUCUGAAGUGUGGCCUUACUGGUCUGGGUCUCUGGUGUUCCGGGCUGGAAGAGCAAAGGCACAAGACAUCAGGGAGCCUUGCGGAAGGUUAUGAGUAGGAGCCUGAGCUGGUCUGAGCACCUCGACGUGCUUCUCAAUGCUACCGAUGGAAAUGUGGCCAGGAUUAAGCAGCGGCUGUAUCCUCUUGGAGUCUCCACAGCGGCAGGAGAUUUGGCUGGGACCUGGAUUUCCCCUCAUCACUUGCUUCCUCAGUCUGGAGUCCAUGCUCAACAGCCUUGGGCUCUAGAGACUCCCUUUGUCCCAGAGAGGCUGAGUUGGGGUAAGGCCCAUGGUGCAUCUUCUCUCUGGGAUGAAGUUAUUAUUCUCCAAUCCCAGCUUCAAUCCCAGGCUCAGGUGACUGAGACACUAAGACAGGCCGUGCAGGGGCUGCUGGAAGAGCAAGAGCAGCAGAAGUAUAAGAUCUGUACCCUGGAAGCAUCACUAAGGUUGCUGCAGGGGAGCCCAGAGCAGAGGGUCCUUCUCCUGGAUCAAUGCCUGGAGGAGCUGAGAAGGGAACUGCAGGGCCUUCAAAGCCAGGUGCAGGAACAGGCCCAAGCCCAAAUACAAACAGGACCACAAAAACGUAGUGCUACUGGUGGCCUUCACCAAGAGCUGCAGAAUGAGUGUCAACUCCUGUGGGAGGAAUCAGAGAUUCUUCAGGAGGAGCUGAAAUUGCUGCAGGACUAGCUGAGCCAGCACCAGGAGCUGCUGCUGAAACAGAUGGCUGAAGGGGGGCAAGCUCAGGCCCACAGCUGGAAGAUCUCCAGAAGAGCACACUUUCUAACCUGGAGCCCAGCAGCUUUCAGCUUUAGGCCCAGAGCCUUGAGCAGGAGAACAUAUUCUUUAAGGGCCCCACAAUGUUCCUGAGUGACCUAUAAGAACUUGUAAGAGUAGCUUUGCUCACCUUCCCCUUCAAGCCCCUGUUUCUGGGCCCCAUGUCCCUCCUUUCUUGAUCUAGCUGGUAUCUGCCCUCUUACUGAGGCUUGUCACUGCCUGCCCACCAGGCAAUAAUUACA